UAUUACAGGAACAAAGGAAAAGACAGAAAGUGCCAACAUCAGACUCCAAGGAAAAGAAAUUGAAAAAGAAAAAUAAAGAGAAAAAAUUUGCUGAAUCAAGUGGGGUUUGGAUUCUUCCUAGUCUUUGUUUGGGCAGCCCCUCAUCCCUCAUCUCUCUCUCUCUCUCUCUCUCUCUCUCUCUCUCUCUCUCUCUCUCUCUCUCCCCUUUGCAGUAUUCCAUGCUCUUUUUGGCUUCCUAGACUUUUCCUCACCUUGAUUUAUUUUAUUUUAUUUUUCAUUUUUUGCCAAUUUGCCACCCCCUCCUCCUUGGUCUGCCACUGUAAUCAUCACCCUCUGUACGCCACCAUCAACACCCAGCUAAAGAUCUUUUUCUCUUCAUUUUCUGUCCCUCUCUUUGCACACAUAUAUAGACAGAGGAGAGGGAGAGGGCUCUUGGGUUGGGAAGAGGUUUUAAGGAAAAACCCAUCUUAUAAUUGUCUCUUCUUACCAUGUUAGAGUGCAUGGUGAAAGCUCUUGAUGGCUUUAAGAGAGAGAGAGAGACUGGAAAAGAGAUAUAUCUGAAUUGAUGCUGCAGAGUUGCUCAGACAAGCAAUCCAUGGCCUAGAUAGCGACUUGGAGAAUAACCCAUCAUCAUCAUCAUCAUCUCUUCACGAGAUUAAUUUAGCUUUUACCAAACCAAUGAAUGAUGCCUUUCUGUGGCUAUGUGUUGCUGCCACCUGUUUUUCAACAAGCUGUCUCUCUGCUUAGUUUUUUUCCAAAGCUCAGAUUCUCUAUCUUAGUAUGUUCAAAGGUGCAAAAGUAGGUAGUUGAGAAGAUUUCAAACAAAUUAACAAAGAGAUCAGAUUAUUGUUUUUCUCUUUUGGAGUUUUCGUCAAAGGCAAUAUGUUUCCUGCAGCCAUGUCCAAUUCAACUUCUUUGUCUGAAGAAGCUAGUGUUUCUUCUGGUACUAGAGUUCAGGACUUUGGUGGCUUAAAUCCUCUGCUUUCAACUCUUUCUCCACAGCAGCCACAGAAGAUGAAGAAAAAGAGAAACCUACCUGGAAACCCAGACCCAGAUGCUGAAGUGAUUGCAUUAUCCCCAAAGACCCUAAUGGCGACCAAUAGAUUUGUAUGUGAGAUCUGCAACAAGGGGUUUCAGAGGGAUCAGAACCUUCAGCUUCACAGGAGAGGGCAUAACCUUCCAUGGAAGCUGAAGCAAAGGAGCAGCAAAGAGGUCAGAAAGAGAGCCUAUGUUUGCCCUGAGCCUUCAUGUGUUCACCACCAUCCUUCAAGGGCUCUGGGUGAUCUUACAGGAAUUAAGAAACACUAUUGCAGGAAACAUGGGGAGAAGAAGUGGAAGUGUGACAAAUGCUCUAAGAUCUAUGCAGUUCAAUCAGAUUGGAAGGCUCACUCUAAAACCUGCGGAACAAGAGAAUAUAGAUGUGACUGCGGCACACUUUUCUCCAGGAAGGACAGCUUCAUAACCCACAGAGCGUUCUGUGAUGCAUUGGCUGAAGAAAGUGCAAGGCUCUCUGCAAACCAACCUCUCUUCCCUUUUUCAAAUCCAACGACCCAACACUUUCCAACACAAAUCCCUCUGACUCCAUGGGACCCACCCCAAAACCCUAACCCUAGCCCAGUUCUUCAAGUGAAGGCGGAGGCUCAUCACCACCAUUUCCAAGCAGCAGCAGCAGCAGUAGCACAUCAUCAUAUAUCAUCAUCUCCAGUACUACACACCCCAUUCUUCCAGCCCACGUCAUCAAACACAGCCACGUCAGCGCACCUGUCAGCCACCGCUCUUCUCCAAAGGGCUGCGACCGUGGGUGCAGCUGCAGCCUGCCAGCAGGGACAGUCAGUGGGUCACAUGAGCCGGCAGCAGAUGGAUCAUCAGCAAGUGAGUCAGAUUUCCACCGAGUACAUGAUGGGUGGUGGUGGUGGUGGGUUCACUUCCGGAGAGCUCGCCAAGUGGCACAACACAGACCGUCUGACUCGAGACUUUCUGGGUCUCACGGAAACCAAUGGUGCUCCUCCUGAUCAUCAUCAUCAUAUUAACGCUAGCGUUAACUUCAAAGAUAUGCUAACGUUCACGGGUGGCGUACACUUCCAACAGCCAUACGAACAUCCGCGUGACCAGUCGCUGUUGAAGCCCCAUGGUUUUGGAUUCGCUGAGCCUGCUGCCUCGGAAACGUGGGGGGACUGCUGAGGUAAUUUCAUUCAAUGGGUCGAUGAUCGGGGGGGCAAAACUGCCAUUCUCUCUCCUCCUCCUCCAUUCCAUCCAUCCAACCUCAACCAAAAUCAUCACUUCAUAUAAUAUAUGGCAAUUCAGUUUUUGUUCUCUUAAUGUUUUCUUUUUAAUUAAAGAGCUAGGUACGUAUGCUAGCUAAGCUACCAAUUUAGACUUCUUUUUCUUUUCUUUUUUUAUAAUAUUCUACGUACGUACAUUAGUUUUAAAUCAAAGUAAACUUUUGUCAUGAGGAAUUUCCCUGCGUGUGCUAUAAAUUCUCUCUCUGUGGUAGUAUUAUUUAAUUUCUCU
This is a messenger RNA of Corylus avellana, 2511 nucleotides long. It is a transcript of the gene IDD12, whose product is annotated as indeterminate(ID)-domain 12. Gene Ontology annotation, cellular component: nucleus. The record is from RefSeq and is a predicted model, not a curated record. Lineage: Eukaryota; Viridiplantae; Streptophyta; Magnoliopsida; Fagales; Betulaceae. Gene Ontology annotation, molecular function: DNA-binding transcription factor activity.